Molecule: messenger RNA, 2638 nt
Organism: Acanthochromis polyacanthus (spiny chromis)
Lineage: Eukaryota; Metazoa; Chordata; Actinopteri; Pomacentridae
Gene: ccm2l
Product: CCM2 like scaffold protein
Biological process (GO): heart morphogenesis
Source: RefSeq, a predicted model, not a curated record
GAAACACAGAACAAGAGUGAAACAGCAGAAGAGACCAACGCUAAAAUAUCCCAGAAUCGGACGCAACGAUGGAAAAAACAACGAAGAGUCGGACUCAGCGACAACAGAAGACAAACUGAAACAGGAAAUAGAUUCAGGAAGAGUCUGACCGGGACCAGAACCCACCAGAACCACAACGGGACCAGAACAGAGGAACCUCCAGGAUGGACUAUGAGCCAAAGAAAUCCAAGAAGGGCUUCGUUUCGCCGAUCAAACGAUUGGUUUGGUCCAAAUCCAGUCGCCGGUCGGUGGAUCGAGGCAGCGUUUACCGCCGACCGCUGCACACCGUUCCCCUCUACGCCCCCGACUACCUCAUCCACCCUGAGAGGCUCAUCUUUGACUACGUGGAGAAGGAGGUCAAGUUCCUCGGUCACCUGACCUGGGUGUCGGUGUCGCUGAACCCGUCCAGUCGAGACGAGCUGCUGCAGCUGCUGGACGCUGCCAGGCAGCUGAAGGUGCUGCCGUUGAAGACCAGCGUGGAUCAGGACUGUAUCCUGAGUCUGUCGGCUCGCUGCCUGCUGCUCACCUGGAGAGACAACGAGAAGCUGCUGAUGAGGAUCCCAACUCACGAGAUCGCUGCUGCCUCCUACCUGAGAGACGACGCACUGCAUCUGCUGGUCCUCAAGACAGGUCUAAAUGUUGACACAGUGGUUGCCGGGGACGACAGCCUGGACAGGAAGAAGCCAGCGGGUAUCGACGGGCGACGCCAAACCAUGAGCUGCAACGCCGACCCUCGACCUGCAGGGGGCACCAUGGAGCGACGACACACCAUCUGUGGGGUCGACUGGAGGCCUUCGCUGUCCAGGAGCAACCACGACAAGAACCAGGCCGUGGAAAGAGGAGGAGGAGGAGGAGAGAGGGGAGGAGGAGGCAGUCUGGAGAGGAAGAGGGUUGGAGGGAGCUGGGAGAGGAGGCAGCAAACCAGGAAGGCCACCGGAGGCAGCUGGGAGAACCGCAGGGCCCGACCCAUGAGCGGCAGCUGGGGUGGAGGGGGAGGCAGCUGGGAGAGGAGGCAUGGAGGAGGCGGGGGAGGCGGAGGAGGCAGCUGGGAGAGGAGGGGAGGUGGAGGGGGAGCAGGAGGAGCCGGAGGGAGCUGGGAGAGGAGACAAGCCUGCACAGGGAGCUGGGAACGGGGGAAGAGCUACGGCAGCUGGGAGAGGAGGAACCACAACCCUCUGGAGCCGACGCCCUGCCCAGACGCCUACUGCAACCUGGUCAUCCUGGCCGUGGAGAACAGGGACGCUGCAGAGGAAUACUGCUCUCUGAUCUGUCAGAUGUUCCAGAUCAUUUACGGACAUCAGACCAUCGAGUGUGUGGACAGGGCGGGCUUUCACCACACCAUGCCGGACCGCUAUUGGCUGCAGAGGAGUGACAGCUGUCUGACUGAUAUGUCGUACAGUUAUGAUCCAGAGUUCAGCUGCUGUAGCUCAUACGACGGCUCCCAGGAAGCCUUCGAGCUCUACUACAGUGAAACCUACAGCGAGAGUUCGUCGCUGUCGCUGCAGGAUUCCCGUCGCAGUUUAGCUUCGGUCAGCGACGGAGGCGACAGCAACCCGGCGCUGCUGCUGAUGCAGGAAUACAUGAUCACUCUGCGUAACAAACUGAGUCCGGUGGAGCUGCAGCAUUUCGCCGUGCUGCUCAGAGAAUACCGUCUGGGAUCCAACAUCGAACAUUUCUGCUCCGAGCUGCUGCAGCUUUACGGAGACAACCGCAAGUUCCUGCUGCUGGGAAUGCGUCCGUUCAUCCCAGACAAAGACGUCGGAGCGUUUGAGAGUUUCCUGGAAAGCAUCGGGAUCCGAGAAGGAGGAAUUUUAACGGACAGCUUUGGACGAAUCAAACGCAGCAUGAGCAACACGUCGGCUACAGCCAUGAGAGGGUACGACAAUUGCUCUCUGGCUUCAGGGUCUCAGGAAUUUAACCGACGAAUCACCGACAUCACCCACGACAUCCAGGCGUUGGGCUUCCAGGACACUCACGGAGACAUCGAGGAGGAGGAUUACUACCUCUGAGGGAGAAAAAUACGGACUUCAGACAGUUUUUAAACUAAAAUCCUCCCUGCAGCAGGAACACUGAGCCCAGGUUUUCUGCAGAACAAAACAAAAAGACUGUAAAUAAGCUGUAAAUUUAAUUAAAGCUGCAUUCAGUGUUGGUCGUGUCCUCCAUCCUUGUUGGUCAGUGAACCCUUACAUGUCCACCAGGUGGCGCUGUGACUGAGAGUGUAUUUCAGCCUGUGGCCUUGUCGAUGGCGAGUCAUCAAAACUGUCCACCAGGUGGCGCUAUCAGUGUGAAUGUACAUGGGCCUAUGGAUGGGAGGAGGGUCCGCCUCUGGUCCUAAAGUUUGAGAAAGACUGAAUAAUUAGAACUAGAGCUGAUAUCAGUCAAAAUCACUGAAUCAGCACCAAAUAUUCAAGUUUUUAAAUUUCCUUAGAAUGCAUAAUUGUUUUUAAAAAGUGUAAAUAAAUAAAAAAAUAAAUGAAAAACUAUUCUCAUAAGGAAUAUUUUCCUGUGCACACUGUGUCAUAAUGUAAAAGGUAACAGAUCUCUGUGUUUCUGCAGAUUAUAAAGUAGGUCUGAAAAUUAAAAAUAUACAAAUAUUGAA